Molecule: messenger RNA, 5139 nt
Organism: Carassius auratus (goldfish)
Lineage: Eukaryota; Metazoa; Chordata; Actinopteri; Cypriniformes; Cyprinidae
Product: ribosomal protein S6 kinase beta-1-like
Exons: 15
Coding region: 670-2175 (501 amino acids)
Biological process (GO): signal transduction; protein phosphorylation
Molecular function (GO): ATP binding; protein serine/threonine kinase activity
Source: RefSeq, a predicted model, not a curated record
AAAAAGUUUGGGAUUAACUUUGAAAAAAAAAAAGAAGGUUAAAAAGAAACGUCAAGAAACAAAUUCGAAACAGAAAGACUGAAAUAGUAUUUUAUAAUGUAACUCCAAUCUUUGUUCGGUGUACAAUUUAGGAAAACCUUUCUUUAUACCCUCUAAUCAGGUGAAGAAACGUGUAGUUAUUUCAUAAUUAAAUAAAGUAUGCUUGAAAACAGGCACACUACUGAUUAUGCAAUAGCUACCUUUUACAAAAUUACUAUCAGCAGGCACUUGAAGCUCUUGCCAAAAGCAAAACAAGGUUUUUUUCGACACCUGCCGGCAGUGCAGCGGUACUACAGGUAAAAUUAGCUUCCUAUAGACAUUUUUUUUUUGUAUGCCUACACCCACUUACCUCAGCUACAACCUUCCGGAGUAAAAUAGAAGACAUUUGUGUUUAAAUAAAUAAAAACGUAAAUGUAGUUGUUGACAGUUGUUUUACACAAUACGGAGCAUGCGCACGGACGCUCUGUGACACUCGCUGUUUGUCGUGAUUAUCGUUUACUAGUUAAUCUACGUAGGAAUACAUUGCGUAAAUUACCGGAGCCGGUUAUGGCGUCGGUGAGUUGUGCCGGACCAUGAGGUGUCCGUAUUCAUCGUUAUUCCGGUAUUGGGGUGUGUAAAGAGACUGUGGCCAUGGCUGGUGUGUUUGAUAUCGACCUAGACCCGCCGGAGGACAACGUGUCGGACGAGGAGCUCGCCGACGGGGCCAAGAGUAAUGAAUGCAUGGACCAGUGCAGUGGCUUUGAAUUUAUGGAAGACUGUGAGAAGUUCGAGAUCUCUGAGAAGAGUGUAAAUCAAGGCACGGAGCAGAUCCGUCCGGAAUGUUUUGAGUUGCUCCGUGUUUUGGGUAAAGGAGGAUAUGGCAAGGUUUUUCAAGUUCGCAAGGUAACAGGGGCAGAUUCUGGGAAGAUAUUUGCCAUGAAGGUCUUGAAAAAGGCCAUGAUAGCUCGCAAUGCAAAAGAUACUGCUCAUACUAAAGCAGAAAGGAGCAUCCUAGAGGAAGUUAAGCAUCCCUUCAUUGUGGACCUCAUAUACGCCUUUCAGACUGGAGGCAAACUUUACCUCAUCUUGGAGUACCUAAGCGGUGGAGAGCUGUUCAUGCAGCUGGAGAGGGAGGGGAUCUUCUUGGAGGACACAGCCUGUUUUUACCUGGCAGAGAUUUCCAUGGCCUUGGGUCACCUUCAUCAGAAAGGCAUUAUCUACAGAGAUCUGAAGCCAGAGAACAUCAUGCUCAAUAACAAUGGUCAUGUGAAGUUGACAGACUUCGGACUCUGUAAGGAGUCGAUCCACGAUGGAACCGUCACACACACCUUCUGUGGAACCAUAGAGUACAUGGCACCAGAGAUCCUCAUGAGAAGCGGCCACAACCGAGCUGUGGACUGGUGGAGUCUGGGAGCCCUGAUGUAUGACAUGCUGACAGGAGCUCCACCGUUCACUGCAGAGAAUCGGAAAAAAACCAUAGACAAAAUCCUAAAGUGCAAACUGAACCUUCCACCUUACCUCACCCAAGAAGCACGGGACCUUCUGAAAAAGCUGCUGAGAAGAAACGCAUCAACGAGGAUGGGAGCAGGUCCUAGAGAUGCUUUAGAUGUCCAGGCCCACUCCUUCUUCAGACAUACAAGCUGGGAUGACCUGCUGGCUUUUAAAGUUGAACCUCCCUUUAAGCCUGUUUUGCGUUCAGCAGAUGAUGUUAGCCAGUUCGACUCCAAGUUCACUAGUCAGACUCCCGUGGACAGUCCCGAUGACUCGACACUCAGCGAAAGCGCCAACCAAGUCUUCCUGGGCUUUACAUACAUAGCUCCAUCUGUGCUGGAAAACAUCAAUGAGAAGUUCACUUUUGAACCAAAAUCCCGUUCACCUCGCAAGCUUCUGGGAAGCCCAAGAACACCAGUGAGCCCUGUGAAGGCUGAAGGGGUAGACGGUUGGUCUCGGGGUCCACCCUUCCCAGCAGUCCCCACAACCACCUCCUCUCUCCUGCCGCCCAUGGAGGUGUCUAAUGUGGAGCAGAUGGACAUUAGCAGCAACAUGGAAGUGUCAGCCCCUCUCCCAAUCAAAAAACCAUCCAACACCGGGUCAUUUGUGAAACCGACUCACCCAGCGGGCGGCAGGAGACCCAAGCAUUUAAGGAUGAAUCACUGAUGAACAUCUUAAGUUUUGUAUUUUAGGAAUUUAUCAAAUUACCCAAAAGGCCUUUCUGCACACAGUUUCUUGCCGCACCAGUAUGCUUCAUGCGAGAAUGCAGAGCUGUGACCUCUCUCUGCUUGCAUUAUGGUGAGGUGGUCUGCUGCUUGCUUUGAAAAAGGGAACACCUUGCACUUCAGGCCACUCUGAGCAUGAUUUUCAGUUUAUCUUUUAUAUGCCAUGUUCAUGCGAAACAUAAGGGAGAAUACAUAGUAUCUUCUGUUGUAUAUUUGAAGUGAUCUGAGACACCGAGUUUGAGCCACUUGUUAUUGUGUUUGGCGUGACUGUAUGUUCUAACGAAAAGUAACAGUAUUUAAAUGGAUAGUUCACCCAAAAAAUAUCAGUUCUGUCAUGUACUCACCUUUGUCAUUCCAAACCUGUAUAACUUGCCUUUUGUGGAACACAAAAGAAGAUUUUCUCAGCAUUUUGUUGUUUUAGACCCAUUGACUUUCAUUAUGUGGAUAAAAACAGUUGAAUCGUGCUUCAGAAUGUCUUUUGUUGUGUUUCACAGAAGAACAGAAAGUCAUACAGGUUCGGAAAGACAUGAGGUUAAAUUACGACAUGAUUUGAAUUGUUGGGUGAAUUGUCUUUUUCAAAUGGUGAGAAGAUCCAGGUCUACAUUCUUGAGGAAUCGGUCUGAUUUGCUUUGUUUUGAUCUUUAAUUCAUAUAGGACGCCUAGAAUCACAGGGAACUUGGAGCUCUAUAGUCGUGUUAGUCUAACCUACAAAUGAUAAACUAUGAUGUAAAAAUGUAAGCUGAUUUUUUUUUUUUUUUUUUACUGUGAGUUAAUGAGACCGUGUUAGGUGACCUCAAGGUAUUAUUCUCUUAUUUAGAUCUGCACUUGAUUAGUAUUACAUUUACAUUGAAGUAUGAAUCUGCCUGCAUUCUGUGCAUCAAAUCACUGUUUUUCUUUUCAACAGUAAAAAGCUAUUUAACAACCAAUCUUCUGACCAAAGAAUUUUAAAAACCAUUCUUACUAUAUAAUACUGGAUAAAUCCUUGUAAUCCAGAGUACAGUUACUUUGUAAACCACAUCCACAAACACAAAUUCUAGUAAUACUACUGACUUUAAACAGAAUGCUUAUUUAAUUUAAUUUUUAACCCUAGUACUGAAGACACCAGGACGAGUUUUGAAAUAGUUUUCUUAACACUUAACACGUCCCUAUCAGUAAUUGAUUUUUUUUUUUUUUUUUUUAGUUUUGACCUAUUUAUUUUUCAGGUGCCAUAUAGUUUUGUAAACUAUGCAAAUAAUUUAUUCUUUAUAGUCAAAAUUGCUAUUCAAGAUUUAGUCAGAUUAGUAACAUGAACACAUGCCAGCCCUGUUUAAAUUUUAUUUCGUACUUCUUUCUACAAUGGUGUUGGAGUCAAAACAAUCUUCUUAUUCCUGGGGACAUUGACAAUGUUAUCAGGAUGUGCACUGUAUACUAGAAAUGUAUUGUUUUAUUGAAUUUUGAUUAAAUAAGCUUGGAUAUAUGUGGUUAAGGGGAAAGAAAAUCUAUAUUCUAGAUCAAUCCAGUAUGAUGGAAGCAAAAUAAAGUAGUAAAUCUUUCAAAAACAAACAAAAAAUUAUUUCAUUGCUGUACAUAGACAUGAUUCUUCAUGAUUGUUGGUGCUCUUUCCUUAUACUAUAGUUCUUACAGAUACAGUCUGUAUUGUAUGAUGAAGUGACUCCUUGAACUGAUGGACACUGAAUCUGUAUCUUGUUAAGAUGGUGCUGUACGUAAGCCAUCGUGGGUGGUUCUUUGUAUCGUGUUUCACAGGCAUUUGUGCUCAUAGAAGUGUUAUUGUUAUCAAUGAACGUCUGCGUGUGAGACUGCGUUAGCGUCUGUGUGACCACAUUUAAACAAUUUCUGAAUAACACUUUUUUUUCCCCAUGGGAAUGUAAAAUAGGCUUGUUUUCUGCUUGAGAAUAUUGUAACUCACUGAUUGAAUGUGAUGUCAACCUCACAUCCUCAAACUCUAAUUUCUGUCGUGUAGAUUGUAAUUGUGGUUGGACAUUACAAGGCCAUUGCUCCGAUUGAACUGUCUGGACUUUGCAGCAGUUUCCAUCAAGCCAAUAAUUGGCUGUACUCACUAUGCAGAGGAAGCAUGAUUGUGAAUAUCUUAAGCUGUCAGAUACAGUGCCUACUGAUAAACAACAGCAUGCUGUACUGUGGCAGUUAGCAGCCAGUAAUGGCUUCAUAUGUGAAAGUCUUUGAUUUUGAAAUCUGUGAGACCAGCAGUUUAAUUAAAUUGCCUCUUAACUGGUACUUUGACAAUGGAAGCAUCCCAUUUUGCCUUUGAGUACACAAAUAUCUACAGUUUAUUCUAUGCAAUGCUGGCUGAGAGAGAGGGUGCUGUAAUGUGGCGUAAAUGGCUUUAUGUAUCACUUGUGUCUUUUGUGGCCAUGAGCACAGUCCAUAUAAUCACUAGACUCAUGGCUUGGGUUUAAAACCUCUGAAUCCGUCUCCCACUUAUUCUUGCAGUCAUGUUGGAAUAUUAAGACUUCACUUGGUGCUGUGUGUUAAUGGUCUGUUUUUUUUAAUCUUCAUUAUUAUAUGUUCUUUCUAAAAAUGUACUGUGGUAUGUGAUUGAGCUUUAUCAAGAGUUGAACUGAACCUGAUCUUGAAAAACUGUGGUACUCCUUCAAGUUAAAGUUGGAACCAAUUCUGAAACUUUUUUGAUUAUUAAGUGAAAAGAAAAUGCCUGUGAAAAGAAUUGAGAUGCAGACGAGGAUACAUUUUGCAUUUUAAAUGCAAAUGCUUGAAGUGCUGUGUUUAUUAGACAGUGGCACGUUUGGUUUAAACAAUGAAUGGAUGUAAAGUGUGGAAUGGCGAGAUUGAUUCAUAUCUGGUGUUUGUGAUUGCUUGUCUUUAUUUUAAAAUUCAUUUUAAUUUAACCUUAGUGAAUUCUACAAAAUCAAUAAAGUUGAAUUCAAGCAUU